Messenger RNA from Arachis stenosperma, 1260 nucleotides. Its product is annotated as PRA1 family protein A1-like. Lineage: Eukaryota; Viridiplantae; Streptophyta; Magnoliopsida; Fabales; Fabaceae. Bases 296 to 925 code for a protein of 209 amino acids. Gene Ontology annotation, cellular component: membrane. The record is from RefSeq and is a predicted model, not a curated record. The transcript is spliced from 7 exons.
AGCGUCAACUGCCAAGAGCCGAGAGUGGCAACAAUAACAAGAAGAGCUUCGGCUUUCAUUUUCUAGUGAUCAAAACACCAAUCCCUCAUUGCUAACAGAAAUUAAAAGAAAUCAUCCCGGAUUCCCGACACAGAUAAAACUAUAAAACUAUAGAAUCCUCAUUUUCUUUCCACCACACAAAGAGAAAGGAAGGGAAGGGGGGUAAAAAAGAUUCAUUCAGCCACGCUGCGAUUUUCCCUCAAUUUGCGACGAAUUUUCUCGCUAGGGUUUUGCGUCGGAGGAAAAUCGUAGGAACAUGGAUUGGGGGAACGUCACUGCGGAGGAUCUCGUCGAUGCUCUUCGCGAAGUAGAUUGGUCGUCGCCGCCGCGCCCUCUGUCCGAAUUCUUCUCCCGAUUCACCGUUCCUCGAUCCUAUGCCAAGUGGAAUAGCCGCCUAAAAUGCAAUCUUUACUACUAUCGGACCAACUACUUCAUUUGGAUUGUUUCUGUUCUGAUAUUGGGUUUUCUUUGGAGGCCACUUGCUAUAGUUGCUGCCAUUCUUACUGCACUUAGCACUGCUUUUCUAAAUGACAGUUUUGCAGGUACUUUUAGUGAAAAGGUUACACGAACUGUCAGGCAAUUCUCGCCACAUUUAGCAGCCAAGAUGAGACCUCCCCUUACGCCUGUUAUCCGUGGACGUCCAUCGGCUAGGAGAGCAAUUUAUAUAUGUGGUCAGCCACGUUGGGUGUUUGUCUUGACAUUUUCUGCUGCAUCUUUCUUCUUUUGGUUUAUUUCCUGUGGUCUCCUAAUGGUUUCAUGGGCACUUGCUAUUGGUCUUCUAGCCACCAUCCUGCAUGCAAGCUUCCGAACACCUAACUUGAAAGCACGACUAAACACUUUCCGUGAAGAAUUUCGUGCAGUGUGGCGCAAUUAUAGUGAGCUGUAGUUUGCAGUUUGUUUUCUCGAUGUAAGUGCUUUCUGGAUUUUCACUUGCAUAUAGUGUACUUUGUUCUUUUAGUGCAUUUGCAAAUUAUGUUAAUCUGUAAAGUACAACUCCCUGGAAGUGAUUGAGAAACAAAUGUGUUGCAUAGAAGCUAUAAUGAAAGAGUAUCCUCUCGAGUUUGCACUGCAGAAUAGAUCAUUUCCAUGUGUUUCAUUACCUUCUACAGUCUUACUACUGGAAAUGUUGAUUUUAGUUUUGGGAAGCUUGCUUAUGUAAAGAGGGUUUAGAUAUUUUAUGCUGUUUGGCCUAUACAAUCAUUUGAUAUCAUUUUUAUGUGA